Polistes dominula (European paper wasp) is the source of this 3868-nucleotide messenger RNA. It is a transcript of the gene Su(Tpl), whose product is annotated as Suppressor of Triplolethal. Lineage: Eukaryota; Metazoa; Arthropoda; Insecta; Hymenoptera; Vespidae. Gene Ontology annotation, molecular function: cis-regulatory region sequence-specific DNA binding. The record is from RefSeq and is a predicted model, not a curated record. Gene Ontology annotation, cellular component: transcription elongation factor complex. Gene Ontology annotation, biological process: snRNA transcription by RNA polymerase II; transcription elongation by RNA polymerase II; positive regulation of transcription elongation by RNA polymerase II.
AGACGAAAACGAAGACGAAAACAACGACGAAGACGUUCAAAGUGCUGGAAAGAGAAAGAGGAAAAUCAGUGGUGGAGGAUAGGUUGGUCGUCAAGAGGCCGUCGAAAGACCCUGGUGAGAGAUUAAGGAAAGACGAAAGAAAGGAGGAGAGAAAAAGUAUACCUUGAAUCGAGAAAAAGAAAGUUCAAAUAAUAAACCCUUAAUAGACGAGAACGAAGGAAACGGGAGGAGAGAAAAUUUGUCUACUUUGAAAAACAACGUGAUUGGAAAAUACAAACGGCGGCUUGUAACGUAUCCCCAAAAACCCGACCGAAGACCUACGGAGACGUACGAAGAGCAACCGAUUGAGAGGGGAAAGAGUGGACAAUACGGCAAUAGGGUGAAGACGAUAGAGCAACGACAAUCGAAGACGUACGCGUGUUGGGUAGACGAAGUCGUCAUCGUCAAGGUGUUCGUGAGUUCCGGGUGCGGUGAUAGUUUUCUACGAGAUCACGGAAUUGUUUCUCUGCUUAUUUCUUUACUGUUUCGUUCUGACGUUCCGAAGCACGAGAUUAAAAAAAGAAAAAGAAGUGAAAGAGUGAGACGAAUAGAGAGACAGACGGUCAGAUAGAUAGAAAGAGUGCGAGAGAGAUAGAGUGGUAGAGAGAACGGUAGAGUGAGAGAAAGAGAUAGAAAACGAAGAGGACUGUAUGCGCGUCAGCUGUAUGCGCUUUUACAACGAAGGUAACGACGUGUGUGUGAUACUGUGACGAGAAGAGAGAAAGAGAGAAAGAGCAGCUACGAGAAGGAAAGAAAGAGAGAGAUACCAGCCACUGCCGAGAGAUAGAGAAAUGGCGGCGCUGGUGGCAGGUGUCCAGUAUGGUUUGUCGUCGCAAAGCAAUUUUUACGAGGAUAAAGAUCUCAUAUUUGUGAAGCUAACGGAUUCGGCGCAUCGUGCCAUUGAAGACUAUGUUAGAAAUAAGCAUGGUACCAGCCAGAACCCUACGAUACAAUUCCAAGGAAAUGAAGGACAUCUUUCAUUUCCUUCCACGCAAUCUGGCCAUGGCUCGGCGGGUUUCACCUUCAGCCUGUCCGGCAAUCAAGAUAUUGAAGGACCUCAGGGUGGCUUCGAGUGCAUUCAACAAACAGGUCCAACGAGCCUGGAAAGCCUCGGAGCGUUGCCAUAUAAAAUGCGAAUACAAGCGAAUGACGACGUCUAUGAGACAACCAGGCAUCGAAUGGCUGUGGCAGAAGAAAACAAUAAGAAUAAAUGCACCAGGGUAAUCAAAGCAAAUGGACCGGAUAUUGGCAGAAAAGUAAAGGUUAAAAGUACCGUUAAAACGAUACCACCGGUAUCGAACAAUGCAAGAUAUCGAGAAUCAUCAAACGUUCCACCAUCGUCUACCGGUGGUAAUAAUCAAUUAAGAUUAAGUUCCACCUAUAAAUCAACUCCUAUCAAUAAUCAAUCGAUGACUCGUAAUCAACCUGAGAAAAAGAUUUCCGACAUCAUGCGUAGACCACUCAAAGAACGUCUGAUACACCUACUCGCUGUGCGUCCAUACAAGAAGCCCGAGUUAUAUGAUCGCAUCAAUAAAGAAGGAAUUAAGGAACGUGAACGUAGUAGCGUGACAACGAUCCUGAAACAGGUGGCCUUCAUGCGAGACAACACGUUUCAUCUACAUAGGUACGUUUGGAACGACGUUCAGGAAGAUUGGCCAUAUUAUACGGAACAAGAUAAGGCUAUAAUGAAGAGGAGGAAACCUCAGAACCUCACGCCACCUGGAUCCAGCGAUGGUGGAUCUAGUGGUAGCGGACAGUCACCAAAUUCCGUUCAUCCGGGUUCACCACCAGCUAUAACAGCUCCACCCCCAAAUCUUCUUAACAAGAGACCUGGAUAUUAUCAAGGUAACGAUGGCCUUCCGACAAAGAAACCACGGAUAUCGCAUUAUAAGAAACCUGAACCUAGCUCAAAUACAACUUCUUCUUUGUCUUCCACUUCUUCCAAAGCCAACGAGAGUGGAAGGACGAAAGGUAGUGGUGUUAGUGGUGGUGUCAUUGCUGGUGUCGGUGGUAAUGUUGGCGGUGUCGGUGGUGGUAGUGGCAGUGGCAGUGGCAGUGCUGGUAGUGGAAGUGUCAGUGUAAGUACUAGCGGUAAUGCUAGUAUAUAUGAUGUUUGGGAUCAAAGACAUCAUCAUCAACAACAACAACAACAGCAGCAGCAGCAACAACGUGAACGCCGUACCGAUUAUCGGGCUGAAAGAACAUCAAACAGUGAAGUGUUACGAAGUGGUGGCGGAAAUUAUGGCAAUGGCAAAACUUGCCCAACGUCAUCAAGCAAUAGCAACAGUGCGAACAAUCAAAACGAUUCCGGUAUUUCGAGCAGCGAGAGUAAUGCCACGAACGUCAACAUCGCCAGUCAUAAUUCUCAUAAUAGUAUAACUCAUAAUAAUUCAAUGUGCAACAGUCGUAACCACUAUGGGGGUAGUGGUGGUGGUGGUGGUGGUGGUGUUGGCGGCAGCGGUCAAAAUAUUAAUAAAUCGAUCCAAGGUGGUAACGAAAACAGCAUUGGUUCAAGUGUAGAUCAUCUUGCGCGCAAAGUGACUAAUUCCACGAGCGGUGUAGCUGUGGGUGGAGUUAGUGCUAGUAGUGGUAGCAAUAGUACUAGCGGUGGUUACAGUGCUUCAUUAAACGGUAUAAUCAACGAGCGAAGAGACAGAACCGAUCGGAUUCGCAGUGAUAGAGAACGAGAAUCGCGUCAAAGGAAUAAUGCCAACCACGGUAGUAACUCCCUUUCUUCUUCCACCACAAAUCACAAUCUUGCGAAUAAUUUUGAUGGAAACUUAGCACAGUUUAACGAUAACGUCAACGAUAACACCGUCACGACAUCAACGUGUAACGUCGAUUCACAAAGUCAUACCGAUUUCCCUAAUUUCCUCUCAUGUUAUACUCCAAUACAAAGCUUGGAACAGAGACGUCGUUAUAAAAUUGAAUUUUACGAGGACUAUCAAGAAUAUAGAAGGUUGCACUCUCAAAUGGCGAUGGUCUCUGAGCGUUUCCAGCAAUUGGAGGAACGUCUGAAGGAAGAACAGGCGACGGGGAAUAUAGAGGGAUGGAGGGAGGUUAACAAAAUGAUUCUUAUGGAGUACGAGGAAACGAAGAGCGAUCCGAUACAGGAACAGACGAAACGUCGCUUCGAAUAUUUGCAUGAAAAAUUAAGCCAUAUUAAGAGACUGGUCACCGAUUACGAUAUGCAAAAUAGCGGAAGCACGUUGGCCAACCAUAUGGGUGAUACGGGAGGAAUGGAUAGUACGCAUUACUGACAUACAAUGAAAAGGCCGGCUUUUUUUUACUACGUCUGUUUUCGGUUGUCGGUACGUUACAGUCGCGACUCAUUUGUCGCAGAAUUUCCAUUUUCUCGACAAAGUUGCAAGGCUGAUCUUCUUAACGGUCCUUAUGGUUCCUGGAAUAAUAAUCGCCGAAAAUUAAAACUAAUCUAAAAAUAAAUGAAAACACUGAAUGGAGGUUGCGCGACUCGAAAACGAACGCCAUUCGACCAAUCUUCCUGCCGUAUUAUGACUUAUGAAAUAUAUCGAUAGGAGAAUGCGUUUCCAAUUUUAUUCUCCAAUUGUUUUGUUGACUUUCUUCAUUUGCGUUUAGAAAAAAGAAAAAAAAGAAAAAAGAAAAGAACAAAAAGAAAAAUGUGUGACGGAGUUUACGCGAUCAAACUGAUGACGUUUUAAAUUUGACCAAUGCUUGCUUCUCGGUUUAACUCGGUUUAUCGCUGAUUAUGAAACACGAAAAGGCUGACGACAAUCGGUACGUUUAAAAGGCAAAGAUAAUAAAAAUGAUAAAAGGAGAAAAAUAAUAUUAAAUAAAAUUAAAAAAAAAA